This is a messenger RNA of Gryllus bimaculatus (two-spotted cricket), 1570 nucleotides long. The record is from the annotation of a GenBank genome assembly. NCBI's taxonomy places the organism in Eukaryota, Metazoa, Arthropoda, Insecta, Orthoptera, Gryllidae.
AUGUCUGAAAGUGAUAUAAGACCACCACCGCCACCCUUGCUAAGACAAUGCAUUUUAGAAGAUUUUAAGGAACCAGUUGUUUUCCAAGGAUUACUGUCCAAUUGGAAGUUCUUAUCAUGGGAUUUACAAGAAUGGGCAAGAGUGUUAGGUGACAAAUUAAUGCCUUUCAGAUCGGGAGUUCCUCAAUGGGAAAGAAGUUGUCAAACAACACAUUUAACUAUGAAAGAGUUUUUGGAAUUAGCAGAACCCAAAGAAAUAAGUUCGGGCAAAAACACUAGUAAUUGGUUCUAUUUCGAUUAUAAGUACAUGCAUCAAUGGUUCAAAGAAAAUCCUGACAUACUUCAGGCUGUUUGUUGGGAAGAUUUUGGGUUUCCUGAACAGCGCGGCGAGCAGUCAACAGUGUGGAUUGGAAGUGAUGGUGCUCAUACACCAUGUCAUUUUGAUACAUAUGGAUGUAACUUGGUAGCUCAAGUGUAUGGAAUGAAACAAUGGAUAUUAUUCCCUCCGAAAGCUUCUGCUUCAUUGUUGCCUACCAGAGUGCCUUAUGAAGAAUCAAGUGUGUAUAGUAAACAUAAUUUCUACAGUCCAGACCCUCAUAUUGCCAAUGGUCUUCACAAAGCUUGGAUUAUUACUCUCAAACCCGGGGAAGUUCUGUUUGUUCCUCAUCACUGGUGGCAUUACGUGGAAAAUAUUGGAACAGCAAUAAGCAUAAACACUUGGCUGCCUUUGCCAAGUGACUGUGAGAGUAGACUUGAGGAAUGCUUAGUGAAAUUGCUUGUGUCUCAAUUAUCCAGAGAAGUACCUGAUACUGAGAUGAUAUUUAAUCCUAAUGAGGAUGAUGCAAGUGGUUGCUCACUUCAGGAAAAUAUUACUCUUUUGGAGACAUGUAUGCAACAAUUCUUUGAGCAGCAGUUGGAUAGAGAACAAUUACAUACAGAAGGAGAAACUCCAGAACCAAAGAGAAUGAAAACUGUACCAUGUGACUCAAAUGAUGUCUGGGAUCGAAGAACUUCAAUAUCUCAUUAUGAGACCUUCAUUCAGAAUGUGCCUACAUAUUCAGGGGACCAGUUGCAAAAUUUUCUUGCCACCAAGAGAGCUAAUUUCAAAUCAUUCUCAUCCAACAAUCCAGAACUGUCAUCUGUUACAUUUACAGUUGAAAAAGUUAUCAAUGCUCUUUGCCACCCUGAUGUUAUAUCUGUAGCAAAGACAAAGCUUUGUCAAGAAUUUUGUGGAAAUAACUUGUGAUUAAAUACAUUUAAUUUCACCUGUGAAUUGGGUUUUUAUUCAUCCACCGGUUUGUACUUAACAUGGUUUGCCAUUCUUUUUCUAAUGAAAAAUUAGAAACUGAUAAGUCAUUUGCCAUGUUAUUUAAAAUUAUGAUUUUGAGAUACAUGCCUUGGAACUUUGUCUUUUGUUCUACUGAGGCCAGAGAAGAUCUGGGUGUUGUGUUCAUGUGUGUGAGAGACCUCUCCUCCCCACGUUGAACAUGAACUUUCACUGAAAAUGGAUUUAUUUUCAAACAUUAAAUCAGUAAACAUUGUUUAAAUAUUGGGCCAUGACUGUCAUGAGG